UGACGAUUCGAAAAGCACGAAAGUUUCAAACCAAACACAACAACAUAGCCUUUUUAUAUUAAUUUGAUGCAUAUUAUUUUAAUUUCAAUCUGAAUGAGGACACAAAAAUGAAUUUGGGCGACCCUGAACUGGAACUGAUUGACCCAACGCCGAAUGUCCACACUUUGUUCAUACACUUCGACAAAGUGUUCUUCUGGGCGAAACUGGCCAGCAGGGCUGUUGUUCGAUGGAGCAAGCGGAUGUAUUCUUGUGCUGGGAUAUGCUCAUACGAAGGCAGAGGUGGGCUCUGCGACAUAGCUUUAAGCGAACCACUGCUCAAGCUACGUCCUCGUAAAGACCUGAUCGAGACCCUUCUCCACGAGAUGAUCCACGCAUACCUGUUCAUCACGAACAGAGACAGAGAAAGGGACGGCCAUGGUCCAAACUUUCAAGCUCACAUGCACCGAAUAAACAAAUCUGCUGGUUUGAAUAUCAGCAUCUACCAUGACUUUCAUGAUGAAGUGAAGUUGUAUUUAACUCAUUGGUGGAGAUGUAAUGGUCCCUGUCAAACUAGAAGACCAUAUUUUGGUGUUGUUCGUCGAUCACAGAACAGAGCGCCAGGACCCAAUGAUUGCUGGUUUGCAUCCCAUCAGAAAACCUGUGGAGGCACAUUCAUGAAAAUUAAAGAACCUGAAAAGAAAACCAAAAAGACUGCUGCUGAAAAGAAAGCGAAUAAUAUGGGUGAUAUUACGAAGUACAUGAAUAAUAACAACAGUCAAACAGUUAACAAUAAUAAUAUACCAGGUGAUGUAAGGAGACCUCUGACACCUUUAGUAAAAAAUGUUCCCAAUACUCUAACUGUGAAAACAAAAUCUAAUGGAGGAAAAACACUAGUAGUAACUCAAAAAAGCAUUCCAAACAGUCCAGUUUCAAAGCCACCUCUAUCAAAACCACCACUUGUAUUCGUUGGUAAGGGUCAAACUGUUGAUGGUGGCAGGAAAAGAACUAGCUCAGGAAAUGUAGCAGAGGCCGUUAGGAACAUUUGGGCUAACAAGCAGUUGCCCACAUUACCAAAUAGUCCAAAAGAUAAAAUUCUUGCAAGUAGCAAAAUUGCUGCCAAUAAUGUUCAAAUUCAGAAUCUCGAGACUAAGAGACCAAAUAAACAUAAAGCGGAUGCAAUUCAGACUGGGUCUCCCCCUGCAAAGGUGAAGAAGAUUGACGAUUACUUCAAAAAUGCUGCCACAUCAAUCUUGAAAGAUGUUUAUGGACAAGAUUUUAAAUUAACAGAGACUGAUAAUAAAAUAGUUGCCAAGAAACUGAAUUUAGUAGACUGUCCAAUUUGCAACACCAAAGUAGAUAGCAAUGAAAUCAAUAGGCACAUAGAUGAAUGCUUAAACAGAGAUGUUAUAGAAAAGUUAAGUAAGGAUAAUAUAGAAGUCAUUGAUACUCCAGGCUCUUCAAGUUCUAAUGGACCAAUAAAUAAAAACCUCAAGGAUAUUGUUGGAGUGUUGCCACCAAUUCCGCCCUUUAAAAUGUUCAAAGAAGAAAAUGGUGAUAUUAAACCUGAAAUAACUGCAACUGUUGAUUUAACAAACAUUUACAAUGUGAACAGCACACCAAACGCACGAAUAUCUCCUGUAGCCAAUACAUCAGUCAACAGUUUCGAUCAGAAUGAUGUCAACAGAGUUAAAGCUGUUGUUAAAAAAAUGAACUACGAUAAACACGUUAGGAAGUCGGAUAAUUUUGUAGUCGUAAAAGAGGAACCAAAAAACGUUGAUUGUGGUUUCCUGCCUUCUUUCUUGGAUGACAUUGGAUGUGCCAUUAAAGUUCCUGCUGUUAAAAUAGAGCCUGGAUGUAGUAAAGAUAUAGUUUCUGCAUUGACUGAACAGAAGUGUCCUUGCUGUGGUAAGGUGAUAAAUAAACCAGUGGCAGAACACUUGGACGAAUGCCUAGCUUUCUUUAGUGAUAACAGUACUGUACCUGAACCAGGAGCUUCGACUAGUUUCGCUAAUAACACAAUAGUGAUUGAUGAUGAUGAAGAUGACAUGUUUGAUGAGACUCAGACCUUUAAUGCCACAGGAACAAAAACACCGUGUCCAUGUUGCUUAGAAAUGAUUGAAUCGGCCGAUAUGAAUAGUCAUUUGGACAGUUGUUUAAGUUGAGCGGAAGGCUAAAGAUAUAAUUUUUGCUACUACCUAGUACUCUUUUCAAUAUGUCUUCUUUCCUUCUUUCUAUCUUUUUAAUUAGCGAUAAUAAUUUGUAUCUUACUAUUGUUUAUUAGGAUUGAUUAUGACUGAUUAUGAUAAUUUUAAUUAUAAUAUUAGUUUAAUUUUGAUGGUUAAUUAUGUUAUGA
Ostrinia nubilalis (European corn borer) is the source of this 2332-nucleotide messenger RNA. RefSeq names its product DNA-dependent metalloprotease dvc-1 (gene mh). Bases 108 to 2141 code for a protein of 677 amino acids. Gene Ontology annotation, molecular function: single-stranded DNA binding; polyubiquitin modification-dependent protein binding; metalloendopeptidase activity. NCBI's taxonomy places the organism in Eukaryota, Metazoa, Arthropoda, Insecta, Lepidoptera, Crambidae. The record is from RefSeq and is a predicted model, not a curated record. Gene Ontology annotation, biological process: DNA repair. The transcript has 3 exons. Gene Ontology annotation, cellular component: nucleus.